Molecule: messenger RNA, 5570 nt
Organism: Gossypium arboreum
Lineage: Eukaryota; Viridiplantae; Streptophyta; Magnoliopsida; Malvales; Malvaceae
Product: ATP-dependent RNA helicase DEAH11, chloroplastic-like
Exons: 3
Coding region: 126-5378 (1750 amino acids)
Biological process (GO): spliceosomal complex disassembly
Cellular component (GO): intracellular anatomical structure; catalytic step 2 spliceosome
Molecular function (GO): RNA binding; zinc ion binding; ATP binding
Source: RefSeq, a predicted model, not a curated record
ACACUUCCUACUUGCUUAUCGUCUCUUUCACUGUUCUUCUCUUCUCUUCUCUUCUCUUCGCUUCUUUUCUCUGCAACCAAGUCUUUUCUUUUUAUCCUUUUGAUUUUUAUUAGUUUCUCUAUGCCAUGAUGGAUCUCACUUCAUCCUCCAACAACCGCCACCCGUCGCCUCCAUCGGAUGGCCAUAAAUCCUUCCAGCUCCACUGCUACUCUAACAACAACCAUCAGAAACCCACAUGUCCGGCUGUCAAUAACCGAUACCCUCCUUCGCCAUCAACUGCUGUUUCUUCCACCGAUAACAACACUCUCCGACCCCCAAACUUCAUGAUUCAACUCUUAAAGGACUCUCCUCCCUUCCGAUCAGAACCCAGCAACCUACAAACUCUACUUUCUCAACUCAACCCAUCCCCGGAAAAGUUCCACAUUGACCCUACUGGAAAAAUCGCUGCUUCCUUAUAUUUCCAGGAAUGGACUACAACCCUCUCUUCGAUUAUUUCACUCUGGCGUUCCCGCCUUGAGGGGUCUCACAAUUACACUCCCAACCUUAUUUCCAACGUCCUCGUACCUUCCGACAGUCUGGAACUCCAACAAGACCUGAAAACCCUUUUCUCGAACCAUAUAAAGGGAUUGAUGGAAGGGGAAUUGGUUAAGGAAUGGCAGAAAAAAAUCGAUGAGAAGUCUGAUCAGAUUGCUGAAGUAUCGGGACAAAUGGGUAAGAGGCAUUAUUCAAUGGGAAGAUUUUUCAUGCUGAAUGACAAGAAGAAAGCUUUGAAUGAAGAGAGCCUGAUGAUCUCGAAGCGGUUGAAUGAGUUUAAGGGAGGGAUGAGGAGUUUGCUACGGUGUUUGGAAGAUGAGAAAAUCGGGAAGGAGGAACAAGAGGAAAAUAUCGAUGUUUUCAGGGUUGAUGGAGAGCUUGAUUGGGAGAGAAUUCAUCGGCUGAUUUUGAGGGAAUGUAGGAGAUUGGCCGAUGGUUUGCCUAUUUAUGCUCACAGGCAAGAGAUUCUCACUAGAAUACAUGGUGAACAGAUAAUUGUAUUGAUUGGGGAGACUGGUUCUGGAAAGAGUACGCAGCUGGUUCAGUUUCUUGCUGAUUCAGGAAUUGCUGCUAAUGAGUCUAUUGUAUGUACUCAGCCAAGGAAGAUUGCCACCGUCUCAUUAGCACAAAGAGUCACAGAAGAAAGCUCUGGGUGUUAUGAUGAUAAUUUUGUAACAUGUUAUCCAACAUUUUCAUCUACUCAGCAGUUUGAUUCCAAGUUAAUAUAUAUGACUGACCAUUGUUUACUGCAGCAUUAUAUGAAUGAUAGGAAUUUGUCAGGAAUUUCUUGCAUCAUUGUUGAUGAGGCCCAUGAAAGAAGUUUGAAUACUGAUCUUCUUUUGGCAUUGGUUAAAGAUUUACUUGUUCGAAGACUUGAUUUAAGGCUCAUAAUAAUGUCUGCAACGGCUAAUGCAGAUCAACUGUCAGACUACUUUUUUUGUUGUCCGAUACUUCAUGUGAUUGGGAGAAACUUUCCUGUUGAUAUUCAAUAUGUUCCUUGUGCAACUGAGGGAACUUCUGGUUCUGGUAUGGUUGCUCCGUAUGUUUCUGAUGUCUUGAGGAUGGCUGCUGAGGUUCAUAAAACGGAGAAAGAGGGGAACAUUCUUGCAUUUUUGACAUCAAAGAUUGAAGUUGAAUGGGCUUCUGAGAAUUUUGAAGCUCCAAAUGCAGUUGCUUUACCAUUGCAUGGAAAGCUAUCCUUUGAAGAACAAUUUCGUGUUUUCCAGAACUACCCUGGGAAACGGAAAGUCGUAUUUGCAACAAAUAUAGCAGAGACAUCACUUACUAUUCCUGGGAUAAAGUAUGUGAUUGAUUCUGGUUUGCUGAAGGAGAGUAAAUUUGAACCUGGCACUGGAAUGAAUGUUCUCAAAGUGUGCUGGAUCAGCCAGAGUUCUGCCAAUCAGAGGGCUGGACGAGCUGGGAGGACAGAACCUGGAAGAUGCUACAGACUAUAUGCAGCAAGUGAUUUUGAGUCAAUGCCCUCUAAUCAAGAGCCUGAGAUUCGCAGAGUUCAUCUUGGUGUUGCAGUUCUGCGGAUCCUUGCUUUGGGAGUCAAAAAAGUUCAGAGUUUUGAUUUUGUUGAUGCACCUAGUUCUAAAGCCAUUGACAUGGCCAUUAGGAAUCUUAUCCAGUUGGAAGCCAUUGUAGAGAAUAAUGGAGUUUUUGAAUUAACUGUGGAAGGGCGGUACUUGGUAAAGUUGGGGAUUGAGCCUCGUCUUGGUAAACUGAUUCUCAGUUGCUUCCAUUAUGGUCUUUGUAGAGAGGGUCUUGUUCUUGCUGCUGUUAUGGCAAAUGCUAGUAGCAUAUUUUGCAGGGUGGGAAAUGAUCGUGAUAAGGUAAAAGCUGAUUGUCUUAAGGUGCAAUUUUGCCACAGAGAUGGCGAUCUCUUUACUCUGCUCUCUGUGUACAAGGAAUGGGAAGCCUUCCCGGCCAAUAGAAAAAAUAAAUGGUGCUGGGAGAACAGUAUAAAUGCUAAAUCAAUGCGGCGAUGCCAAGACACAGUUACUGAAUUGGAAAUUUGUCUGCAAAAGGAGCUUGCUGCUGUUAUUCCAAGUUACUGGUUAUGGGAUCCUCAUAAGACUACUGAGCAUGAUAAGUGCUUGAAGGCAAUUAUACUUUCUUCCCUUUCCGAAAAUGUAGCCAUGUAUUCUGGAUAUGACCAACUUGGUUAUGAAGUGGCAUUGACUGGACAACAUAUUAAGUUACAUCCUUCUUGUUCAUUGUUGAUAUUUGGUCAGAAACCACAUUGGGUUGUUUUUGGUGAAAUUUUAUCAGUAACUAAUCAAUACUUGGUUUGUGUAACAGCUUUUGAUUUUGAAUCUUUAGCCAUUCUCCGUCCUCCGCCCAUGUUUGAUGCAUCUAAGAUGGAAAGCCGGAAGCUGCAAGUAAAGGCAAUGGCUGGUUUUGGCAGUACUCUGCUAAAAAAAAUUUGUGGGAAAUCCAACCAUAAUCUUCGAUCACUUCUGUCACGGAUUAGGACUGCCUGUAUGGAUGAACGAAUUGGUAUUGAAGUCAAUUUUGAUUAUAAUGAGAUUCGACUGUUUGCCCCGUCAGUGGACAUGCAGAAGGUUCUGGCUUUUGUAAAUGAGGUGCUGGAAUGUGAAAGGAAAUGGUUGUUUAAUGAAUGCAUGGAGAAAUUUUUAUAUCAUGGACCGAAUGCCUCGUCAUCUAUCGCACUUUUUGGAGCAGGAGCUGAGAUUAAGCAUCUUGAAGUUGGAAAGAGAUGUUUGACCAUUGAUGUUUUCCAUUCAAAUGUUAAUACCCUUGAUGAUAAGGAGCUUUUGAAGUUCUUUGAGAGAUAUUCAAAUGGCAGUAUUUGCUCUGUUCAUAAAUGUCAAGCCAAUGGACAGGAGAGUGAUGACAAGGAAAAGUGGGGCAAGAUAACGUUCCUAACUCCUGAUGCUGCCCAAAAAGCUGCUGAGCUGGAUGGAGUUGACUUUACUGGCUCUGCACUAAAGGUACUUCCUUCAAGAACACCCUUCGGAGGUGAUCAUAAGAUGAUUUCCUUCCCUGCUGUCAAAGCAAAAGUUUAUUUGCCUCGCAGACAGAGUAAAGGGUUUGGAUUUGUUAAGUGUGAUCUACUUGAUGCUGGUUUCAUUAUUGAUGAUCUCGAUAAUCUGGUAGUAGGGAGUAAAACUAUUCAUUGUGAUGUUAGCUCGAAAUCCGAUGAUGCCAUACUGAUACGUGGAAUUGAUAAAGAGCUUUCUGAAGCUGAAAUUUGGGAUACCCUACUGGGGGCAACAAACAGAAAAAUCCAUGAUUUUUUCCUGGUGAGAGGAGAUGCUGUGGAAAAUCCAAGUUGUGGAGCUUGUGAAGAGGCACUCCACAGAGAAAUAUCCCACUUUAUGCCUAAAAGGUAUCCCCAUACAAAUUGUUGCUGGGUUCAGGUUUUCCAGCCUGAACCAAACGAGACUUUUAUGAAGGCCUUGAUCACCUUUGAUGGAAGGUUACAUUUGGAAGCUGCAAAAGCUUUAGAGCAUUUAGAGGGGAAAGUGUUACGGGGAUGUCUGUCAUGGCAAAAGAUAAGGUGCCAGCGACUGUUUCAUAGCUAUAUAUCCUGCUCCUCGUUUGUGUAUGCUGUUAUUAAGAAGCAGCUAGAUUCAUUACUUGCAAGCUUCAAACGUGUAAAAGGUGCAGGUUGCUCCAUAGAGGCAAAUGGAAAUGGUUCCUAUCGGGUGAGAAUAUCUGCCAAUGCCACCAAAACUGUUGCAGAGAUGAGAAGGCCACUUGAAGAGCUAAUGAAUGGUAGAACCAUAAAACAUGCCGGCCUCACCCCUUCUAUAUUGCAGCAUUUGUUCUCUAGAGAUGGCAUUCAUCUUAUGAGGUCAUUGCAACGGGAGACAAGAACCUACAUUUCUUUCGACAGGCAUAGUCUGGGUGUAAGAAUCUUUGGCUCUCCAGAUGCUGCUGCUGUAGUGGAGCAAAAAUUGAUUCAAUCUCUUUUGUCGUACCAUGAGAGCAAGCAGCUUGAGGUCUGCCUUCGUGGUCCAGGUCUGCCACCUGACUUGAUGAAGGAAGUGGUUAAGAAAUUCGGGCCAGACCUUCAUGGGCUGAAAGAGAAGAUACCUGGGUCCGAGUUUACACUUGAUUCCAGGCAUCAUGUUAUUUCAAUCCAUGGGGACAAAGAAACAAAGAGAAAGGUUGAAUUGAUUGUCCUUGACAUUGCAGAGACAGGUGAAGAUUUAGCCAAGAAAUCUGAUGGUGAUACUACCUGCCCCAUUUGCUUGUGUGAAGUAGAAGAUGGCUACUGGCUUGAAGGUUGUUCACAUUUCUUCUGCCGUCCGUGUUUGGUGGAGCAAUGCGAGUCUGCAAUCAGAAACUUGGAUAGUUUCCCUAUAUGCUGUGCGCACCAAGGGUGUAAUGUUCCCAUAUUGCUUACUGAUUUGAAGUCUCUCCUUUUGUCGGAGAUGUUGGAGCAACUCUUUCGGGCUUCUUUAGGGGCAUUUGUUGCAUCCAGUAAAGGCACAUACAGGUUUUGCCCGUCUCCCGAUUGCCCUUCAGUUUAUCGUGUUGCUGAUCCCGAGACUCCUGGUGAGCUAUUUGUCUGUGGAGCAUGUUACACAAAGACUUGUACUAGGUGCCAUGGGGAGUAUCAUCCUUAUCUGUCAUGUGAGAAGUACCGGGAGUUUAAGGAAGAUCCAGAUUUAUCUUUGAAAGAGUGGUGCAAAGGGAAAGAGCAGGUUAAAACUUGCCCCGUCUGCGGAUAUACAAUCGAGAAGAUCGAUGGGUGUAACCAUAUCGAAUGCAAGUGUAGGAGACAUGUUUGCUGGGCCUGUUUAGAGGUCUUUACCUGCAGUGAUGAUUGUUAUAACCAUUUGAGAGCUGUUCACAUGGCGAUCAUCUAAAACUCGGUUACAGUAAUACAAUUUAAAUAGAGAUACAUCUAGAUACAGACAAAUAGAUCUUUCAUGUCAAACAGAUUGGUGCCGGUGCUGCGGCUCCAGUCAAUGAUUUAAACCAUUUCACAGUUCCUAUCCAUGUCUGCAUCUCUGUUAAUGUUAUUAUAAACUCUAUAUCAUAGAAGUUGACUUUCGAAA